Molecule: messenger RNA, 1542 nt
Organism: Ochotona curzoniae (black-lipped pika)
Lineage: Eukaryota; Metazoa; Chordata; Mammalia; Lagomorpha; Ochotonidae
Gene: UBE3D
Product: ubiquitin protein ligase E3D
Exons: 9
Coding region: 8-976 (322 amino acids)
Biological process (GO): protein monoubiquitination; protein polyubiquitination; proteasome-mediated ubiquitin-dependent protein catabolic process
Cellular component (GO): ubiquitin ligase complex; cytosol; nucleus
Molecular function (GO): ubiquitin protein ligase activity; cyclin binding; ubiquitin conjugating enzyme binding
Source: RefSeq, a predicted model, not a curated record
ACUCCAGAUGAAAACACCUGAUGGCUGCACUGACCUGGAGAUUCCAGCAGGGGUCAGCCUUGUGCCUUCCUCCUGCCGCGGGCUGCAGUACAUGCCUGGGGAAGGGCUGCAUCUGAGGCUGCAGGCGCGGGCCGAUCUCAGCACAAAGCAGAUUUCUCUGUUUAAUCAAAACUCACACGUCCAAGGAUGUUACACAUUUCAUUGCCAAUCCUGCGGUGAAGUCAUAAUAAGGGACAGGAAGCUCCUGAGGGUGCUGCCACUGCCGUGUGAGAACUGGGGAGCUCUCGUUGGAGAAUGGUGCUGUCAUCCUGACCCUUUUGCAAAUAAGCCACUUCAUCCAAGAGAGAAUGACUGUUUUAUUGGAGACUCUUUCUUCUUGGUGAAUUUAAGAAGUGAUUUGUGGCAGGAACCAAAGGCAAAUACCAAAGUAAUUUGUAAGCGUUGCAAGGUAGUACUGGGAGAGACCAUGUCAUUAGAAACCACAAAAUUUUAUAUGACUGAGAUAAUAAUACAGCCAUCUGGGAGAAGUUUUCCCAUUUUUCCAAGGUCUCAGUUUGUCCAGAGUGUUGUCGCCCAGUAUCUGGUGGAGCUCUCCUCGGCCAGAAGCACGUUUAGAUUGACAGUUCAAGAUCUAGAAGGCAAAGUGUACAUAUUGCUUUGGCUUUUAAACUCUGAUAGUUUGGUGAUUGACUAUUUGAGAAAUCCUGAAAGUAUCAGAAAAUUCCCCUUUUUGGAAGACGCAUCAACAAAUUCCCUUUCUGCCUGGAAUGCUGUCAAGGUCCUUUACCAGCCAUGUGUCAAAAAUAAGAAUGAAAAGCUUGCCAGCUCAUGGGAAAGUGACAUCAGUGUCCACUCACUGACCCUGCCCUGUGCCACUUGUUUAGAACUGCUGUUGAUACUCUCAAGGAGUAACGCUACGCUCCCACCUUCUCUUCGCCAUAUGAAUUCCUUUCAGGUGGCCUUUCUGAAGAUGUAGCUGUUAGAGCUGAGACAUUCUUCUCCCAGCAGACAGCUCUCCAACAUAGAGCAUACUGAAGGUCUGCAGUCAGCACAGUGGGCAUCAACUACAAAGACAAAAACCAGUGCUACAGAAUGAAACCGUCACCUUGAAGUUUUGAGUUUACUUGCUUGCAUAUGUUCUUUCUAAGAGAAGAGUUAACCGAACAUCUUUGAAAGCCCGGAGCUGUGAAGAAAGUCAUAGUAGCAGAUUGUCAGCAGGUUGAGAUAAGUAUAGAUGUUACAUCAUUACUUCCCACAGAGAGGAAUAUUCAAAUAUGUGCUGUGUCAGCACCACCUGGAAGGAUAUUAGCUAAUGGAGACCCAUCUGUCCUGGUUAGAAGGCAGCGAGGAGCUUGCUGGUGGAACUAAAUGUUAACUGUUGUAAAUCCUGAGACAUAAACUUUGAUAGAGCAUUUCAAUUUUGCUGAAAACACAUCUUAAAAAAUUGAAAGUUUAAACUUUUUAUACCUUAUUCGCAGAAAAUGCUCAGUGGAUGCUUGUGGCAUGAGUGAUCAUCUAAUUAAAGAUUUGCCCUUAUUUACA